ACGAAGACGACGCGCGCCAUAUCUCUUUCCUGCCAAGAGAAGUUUCCCAUUCGCUUGGAAUCAUGUCAGACGUCGAAACUGAUGAUGUUCCCUCCGCGGUGACUGCUGGUGGUCCCAUGGACAUAAACACAGCUCUUCAAGAGGUUUUGAAAAAUUCUCUCAUUCACGAUGGAGUCGUUCACGGACUUCACGAAGCUGCUAAAGCCCUCGACAAGAGGCAAGCAAUGUUGUGCAUCCUGGCCGAAAACUGCGACGAGGCAAUGUACAAGAAACUGGUGCAGGCUCUUUGCAAUGAGCACCAAAUUCCUCUGAUCAAGGUCGACAACAACAAGAAAUUGGGCGAGUGGGCUGGUCUCUGCAAAAUCGACAACGCCGGAAAAGCGAGGAAAGUCGUCGGCUGCUCUUGCGUUGUCAUCAAGGACUUUGGAGAGGAAACUCCGGCGAAGGAUGUUUUGAUGGAGUACCUCAAACAAAACACUGUACAUUAGGAUUUUGGAGAGGAAACUCUGGCGAAGGAUGUUCUGUUGGAGUACCCUAAACAAAACACUGUACAUUAGGUAUCUUUAAUAAAAUAUUUGACAUACA
Belonocnema kinseyi is the source of this 585-nucleotide messenger RNA. RefSeq names its product 40S ribosomal protein S12 (gene RpS12). Gene Ontology annotation, molecular function: structural constituent of ribosome. The record is from RefSeq and is a predicted model, not a curated record. Gene Ontology annotation, cellular component: ribosome; cytosolic small ribosomal subunit. The coding region runs from base 63 to 488 and encodes 141 amino acids. Lineage: Eukaryota; Metazoa; Arthropoda; Insecta; Hymenoptera; Cynipidae. The transcript has 6 exons. Gene Ontology annotation, biological process: translation.